This is a messenger RNA of Eptesicus fuscus (big brown bat), 2289 nucleotides long. RefSeq names its product four and a half LIM domains 1 (gene FHL1). Lineage: Eukaryota; Metazoa; Chordata; Mammalia; Chiroptera; Vespertilionidae. Bases 53 to 943 code for a protein of 296 amino acids. Gene Ontology annotation, biological process: muscle organ development. The transcript has 6 exons. The record is from RefSeq and is a predicted model, not a curated record. Gene Ontology annotation, molecular function: transmembrane transporter binding.
GGGUACAGGGAGGACUGGUCUAGGUACUGCUCCUGAACUUGGUCUCUGAGCCAUGGCUUCCCAUAGACACUCAGGUCCCUCCAGGUACAAGGUGGGCACCAUGGCUGAGAAGUUUGACUGCCACUACUGCAGGGACCCCCUGCAGGGGAAGAAGUACGUGGAGAAGGAUGGCCACCACUGCUGCCUGAAGUGCUUUGACAAGUUCUGCGCCAACACCUGUGUGGAAUGCCGCAAGCCCAUCGGUGCGGACUCCAAGGAGGUGCACUAUAAGAACCGCUACUGGCACGACACCUGCUUCCGCUGUGCCAAGUGCCUGCACCCCUUGGCCAAUGAGACUUUUAUGUCCAAGGACAACAAGAUCCUGUGCAACAAGUGCACCACUCGGGAGGACUCCCCCAAGUGCAAGGGCUGCUUCAAGCCAAUUGUGGCAGGAGAUCAGAAUGUGGAAUACAAGGGGACCGUCUGGCACAAAGACUGCUUCACCUGCAGCAACUGCAAGCAAGUCAUCGGCUCUGGAAGCUUCUUCCCAAAAGGGGAGGACUUCUACUGCGUGACUUGCCAUGAGUCCAAAUUUGCCAAGCACUGCGUGAAGUGCAACAAGGCCAUCACAUCUGGAGGAAUCACUUACCAGGAUCAGCCCUGGCAUGCCGAGUGCUUUGUGUGUGUUACCUGCUCUAAGAAGCUGGCUGGGCAGCGUUUCACCGCUGUGGAGGACCAGUAUUACUGCGUGGAUUGCUACAAGAACUUUGUGGCCAAGAAGUGUGCUGGAUGCAAGAACCCCAUCACUGGGUUUGGUAAAGGCUCCAGUGUGGUGGCCUAUGAAGGACAAUCCUGGCACGACUACUGCUUCCACUGCAAAAAAUGCUCCGUGAAUCUGGCCAACAAGCGCUUUGUUUUCCAUCAGGAGCAUGUGUAUUGUCCCGACUGUGCCAAAAAGCUGUAAAGUGACAGGGGCUCCUGUCCUGUAAAAUGGAAUUGAGUCUUGUUAUUUGUGUCCUCACCCUCUGCCCUAUACCAUCCAUCGGGAAAGAGCGGCCUUUCACCUCUUCAAAGUUGUUCCUGUCUUUUCUCCCAUUUUACAGUAUUACUCAAAUAAGGGCACAGUGAUCAUUCUAGAAUUUAGCAAAACCAGCUCCACAGCAAAGUUAAUUUUGCAAUGGCUGCAUUAAAAAAUGAACACUUAGAUCGACUCUUCUGCAUGCUUAUCAUAGAGCAGAAAAGUGCUAACCAUUUAGCUGCUUGGUGAUGUAAGCAACAAGCCUAAGAAAUAAAGCCCCCACUGAGAUGCCCUUCGUGACUCAGCUGGGACCCACCGUGUCAUCACACGACACACAAGAGUUGUAGCGGCUGCUUCAACUCGCUGCUCACCCUGUGUUCUGUGAGCAGAAAGGGAAUUUACCGAAAUGCAUGGUUUAACUUCCUCAUCAAAACCUCCCUUCUGUUCUUUUGUGCUUUUGAUCUACUAAUACGAACUUCUAGAAAAUUAACAUUUGAACUUAGCUGUGAUUCUAGAUUGACCUUCCCCCCGUACUAACAUUUGAGUUCCCCGUGUGCCGUGUUUUCUGAACGUUCCUACUUUCAAGCAUGGAACAUGCAGGUGAUGUGGAAAGUGUAGGCAGAUAUGAGAGAACGAGCCUGUUUCAGAGGAACAUUGUCACAGUGAAUAGUUCUGGAAGCUUAACAAAACUAACCCAGCUGUCGGGUGUGUUUUUUAAUUAAUAAUAUUUUGUUUUAAUAGCAACAUAGAUUAUGGGUUUGGAGACUUGCAUGAAAAUAUUUUAGCCCCCUCAAACGUUCCUGCAGUUUGAAAUCAUCCUAUAGAAGUAACCAUAAAUCUCUAGAGGGGUAGCUGAGCAGGCAUCAGGACUGUCAUUGACAUGGAUGUGACAUUUCCAAACAGUGGCAAGUUGAAUCCCUUGUAACAUAGUAGUUGUUGCUCUUUUGUUGAUUUGUUAAAGAGGCUCACCAGUGUCUCUUGUGAUUCUUAGGACUGUUCCUCAAGAGCUUCGCUCGAUUUCUGGGGGAGUGGGGAGGUCACUAUCCUCACAGGCAGAUUUCCAUGUAGUGCUUAUCUGAGAUGCCUGAUCACCUACUUAUGUAUUCUAUCUAAUUGUUAUAUUACAUAAUAGAAUGAGAUGAUAUCAAAGUGAACAUGUAAUGACAAUACAUAUUAACAUUCUUGUAGCUAUGGUUAGAGAAGCUGAUGCCUCAUUUCUACAUUUUGUCAUUAGCUAAUAUCAUCUAACGUUUCAGUGUAUCCUGACAGAAAUAAAAGUAGCAUAUAAAUAA